Messenger RNA from Cotesia congregata, 324 nucleotides. NCBI's taxonomy places the organism in Eukaryota, Metazoa, Arthropoda, Insecta, Hymenoptera, Braconidae. The record is from the annotation of a GenBank genome assembly.
AUGUUUAUAAAAGACACAACAGUAAACCUUGACUUAACUUUCUGUUUUAGAUUUGUAUACAGUGACAAUCGAGCAAGAAACCACCCUUUUUGCAUUAGUGAUGACAACACACCUGUCUGGUUACUUCGCCUAGAAACGUUCACAGUCACAGUCAGUUUGGGAAUAUUUAAUCUUCGCGAUCAGGGGAAUGUCGGAUUUGCUGCGAAUGCCCGUCGCCACGUGGAAUUUCAAUGGGAUACCACGACUACUCCACGACGUGGUGCAAUCUCGAGGAUGCCAAGCUUUCUAUUUUCUCUUCUCUCUUGCUCACUUUUGCCCCCAUAA